Molecule: messenger RNA, 1212 nt
Organism: Rosa rugosa (rugosa rose)
Lineage: Eukaryota; Viridiplantae; Streptophyta; Magnoliopsida; Rosales; Rosaceae
Exons: 3
Coding region: 115-681 (188 amino acids)
Biological process (GO): protein stabilization; telomere maintenance via telomerase
Cellular component (GO): cytosol
Molecular function (GO): Hsp90 protein binding; telomeric repeat DNA binding
Source: RefSeq, a predicted model, not a curated record
GAGAGCCCAACUUCACUUUCGUCACAGCAUCCUUUAAUCUCUUCUGCUGAUAAUUGAAUUCAUGAACUUGUGUAUGCUUCUGCAAAGCGUAUGCUAGAUGAUAGACAUACUUAAAUGUUCUGGAAAUCUGACUUCAAAAAUGGAGGUAGAAAUGUCAUAUACCUACUUAAUUCAGAUCAAACAUUUUUAUUACUAUCUUCAUAUUGUUUAUCAUUGACAAAGUACUAUAGUUUGAUUUUCAAGCAAGUUACCGUUCAGCUUCUUUCUCUAGCAGAAGAAGGGAAUAUGGAGAUGUUAGAUGAAGGAGCCUUCCGUAAAAGUGACAUGCAGGGGACCUUACUGUUUGUUGGGGAAACAUUUUCUCGUAUAUCUCGACUUGGAUCUGUAGAAGUGCUUUUAAGUGAAAUAAUCCCAAGGAUUCUUAGACAUGUCUGGUGUUUGUCAUCGCCAACUAUGGACUCACUAGGUUCAGAUGUUCUGGAAUCAGACCCGGGUUCCAUAUUUUGGUUGAAUCUUAUUCAAGCAAUCAAAGAUUCAUAUGCUGUGGAAAGAAUGUCUGAGCAACUUUUACAUCAGCUUGCAGCUGAACAAGUGGGUGAUAUUGAAGCUUACUGGGUUCUUUGGCUAUUAUUUCUUCGGGUUUUUCAAAUGCCAAAUAUCAGCGAGGUCCAUGUUUACUGACAAGUUUUUAGUCUGGAAAGUAUUUCCUGUUUGUUGCAUUCGAUUGAUCCUUCAAUUUUUCGUACUUGAAUGCACACCAGAUUCAAAUUCACUUGCUAAAGGUCAUAAUACCCGCAAUUUCUUAGACACUUUACAGCAUCUGGUAGAGGUAUGGUCUGAAAGGGAGUUCCCCAGUCGAGCAGCAAAUAUGUAUCCUUCAUUUCUUCUCCUAGCAUCUCAAAGUAGUCGGCAAUGCAAUGAUUCUUAAUUCCUAAUCUUCACAACAGAAAAUGUUGCAGGACAAGCUGGUAUUUUGCAGAGCUAAAAUAACCAGAUUUGUGCUUGAAGAUGCAUGGUUCUGUGCAGCAGUCCUUCAAAGCAAAUGAAGAAAAAGCCAGAGUCAACUACUAAUUUGCCCAGAUCAUGAAAUGCAGCAGCCACUUUACAUUAAAACGCAAUCCAAAAUUUAGAUUAGCGUUUUCAAUUUUAAAACUAUCAUGAAAGAUGGAAUAUGAGAGCCUAAGCAAACUGUGUAACAUUGUUCCUUUAUAG